GCAGCAAGAUCAUAGCUGAACUCCCCAGAAUGGCCACUAAAAACAUUUGGCAAAGAUUGGCUCAAGAUAGUGGUCUAUUUAUGCGUCACAUUAAAAAGACAUUUAUUCUGCUGCUCACAUUAGCAUUUUUAUUGUCUGCUGUUGCUUAUGUCUCUGGUUUCUCUUUUGACACAAUUGCAUUCUCUCAAACCUGGUUGACUAAAAUCAUGAAUCAGACUCAUUAUAAGGUAAUUAAAAGCACUUCGGCUGAUCGUACUCAAAAGGAGUUAUUAGCACCUUUGCCCAAUCAACAAAUCCAACAAAGAGGUACAACUAUCUAUCAUCAUGUGGCUCAUCCAAGCAACUAUCAUUUCAUCUUGGAUGAACCUGAUAAAUGUAAGGAGGAUCCGUUCCUUGUCUUUAUGGUCCCUGUGGCCCCCCAUGAGCUGGAGGCCCGUAACGCCAUCCGGAGCACAUGGGGGAAUGAGAGCUCAGUCCAGGGAAAAGCAGUGCUGACUCUGUUCUUGGUGGGUUUGACUGGAGGAGCUGAAGCUCAACAGCAGCUGGAGGAAGAGAGCCGACAACACAGAGAUUUACUGCAGAGCAACUUUGUGGACUCCUACUUCAAUCUGACCAUAAAGACCAUGGUGAUCAUGGACUGGCUGGCCACUCAUUGCCCUCAAGCAAGUUUUAGUAUGAAGGUUGAUUCUGACAUGUACAUAAACGUGGAGAACCUGAUGACCCUCCUGUUGUCACCCAACACACCCAGACAGAACUACAUCACAGGGUAUUUGAUGUGGGACCGGCCUGUUAUCAGAGACAAAAACUCUAAAUGGUACGUGGCAGAGGAAUUGUACCCUGAACCGAAAUACCCCACGUACCUGUUGGGAAUGGGAUAUGUUUUCUCCAAUGACCUGCCAGAAAAAUUAGUUGAGGUUUCCAAGGAAGUAAAGGCCUUUAACAUAGAAGACGCAUAUGUGGGCACUUGUCUGAAACAGAUGGGCGUGGCACCCUCAUCUCCCCCAGACCCUGCACAGUUUACAGCAUAUCUGGACCAAUAUAAUCGAGAAGAUUUUCUCAGAGUUAUCACGACAAUCCUGGGAUCCCCAAAGCAGCUAAUAGACAUUUGGAAGGACGUAAAGAGGCCCAUAUAAAAGUACUGGAGCACAAAAAAAAAAAGUUUUAAAAGAGAAGUCUAUUUAAGGCCUCAGUCAAUGAACAUUUUUUAAAUGUCUGAAGCUGAGACUGGUACUAUGACAUACGCAUGUGGACAUGCUGACUCUAUUUAGAAGGGGGCAGGGGAUCAUCUGAGGAGCCACCCACGCAAAAUGCACUCCUGUGGAAGAACUUCUUGAGACACAUUUUUAAAUUUUAACUUCUUUUAGUUUUUCCUAAAUCAAUGUUCAGUGAAAAUUCAACUCAAAUGUGCCUGCCCAGUCUUAAAAGAGUAGGCCUAUUUAGUGAGCUUGCAGAUUCGUAAAAAAAAAAAAAAAAAAAAAUUAUCUAUUUUUGUUUGUGAACUGUGGGUUUCAUUUUACUUUUAAGGUUCAUAUUCUUAAACAAUGAUCUCAGCCUUGCAUUUGUUUUUGCUUUGGAUAGAACUGUGCUAGAUUUUUAUAAGGAAAUUUUGAGAUGCACUAUUCUCAAUUGUAGCCUCUCACACAGGAUAUUAUGCAAAUCAGGAUACACCCAGUUUUGACAAUGCUACAACUUAUAUGAGUUAGAUUACCUUUACAAGUUACCCAGCUGGUAAUAUGAACACAUGGUUCUAGAUUUCUAAGCAGUAACUAAUAAUUUUGGGCAGAAAAACUUCCUGUUUGAGUGGGCAGCAGGUCAACUCAUCACCCUUUUUCCCUCCAAAAAAAAGCUAAAGCAUUUCUCCAUUGGCUUUGGGAUUACUCCAGGAAAUAAACUUUAAAGUUUAUGAUUCUUAGACAUUUUAUCAAAAUAAUAUUUACAAAUCAACACAACCUUUAUGAAUUUUGAAGCCUAAAAUAUAAUCACUAGCCACUUUAUUUGCAUUCCUGCAGCACCUGAAGGCUUUCUAAGUAAUGAUCCCUUUCUGAAGAUACAUAGCUCCAUCAAGUGGUCACACAGUAACACAACGUCCUAUGGGCCUCUUUUAUGACACACCAGCAUAAAUUAAUUAUGUUUUUUUGCAUAGGGAUGUGUCCUGCAUACCCAUGAAAUGUAUGAAAAAAUGUUGAUAUCCUACAAGGAAACGAUCACCGAUGGUUAGAAUUUUACUUUUUCGUUUUGUCAGAAAAAGCAAUGUCUUUAGACAUUUAUGUUUAAAUGCUGGUGACUGUUAUGAAUUACUGUUCGGUCAGUAAAUCAAGACGAGCUGUUUACAUAAUAAAUUAAAUUAUGAGCCACAAUAAA
Molecule: messenger RNA, 2361 nt
Organism: Cyprinus carpio (common carp)
Lineage: Eukaryota; Metazoa; Chordata; Actinopteri; Cypriniformes; Cyprinidae
Product: beta-1,3-galactosyltransferase 2-like
Cellular component (GO): membrane
Molecular function (GO): N-acetyl-beta-D-glucosaminide beta-(1,3)-galactosyltransferase activity
Source: RefSeq, a predicted model, not a curated record